Molecule: messenger RNA, 961 nt
Organism: Caenorhabditis elegans
Lineage: Eukaryota; Metazoa; Nematoda; Chromadorea; Rhabditida; Rhabditidae
Source: the annotation of a RefSeq genome assembly
AUGUCUGUUGCUCUUUGCCAAAGUGAGCUCACUAACCGUACAUGUAUUCUCUACGAAGUUCUCGACAAAAAAUCAAUUAAAGAGUCUUUCGACAAUUUUUGUAGGAAAGUUGGAAAUGACGUCAUGGGAUUUGCUGAUUUUGAAUUCUGGUUCUAUCGAUUUAAGAACGGAAAUCAUGACUUGAACUACAAUAGAAUGUGAUUUUUUGAAUAUUUUUGAGGGGAAAUAAUACACAAGUACCAAAUUCGAAUAUCGGCAAAAUGAUAUAGGAUGUGAGGUUACCUACUUUGCCAAAAACGGCGAGGACUUCGAAAAACAAACAUUUGUGCCUGGCGGGAACUACGUAAAGCUAUGCAACAAGGAUCUUAAGUUGAUGGUGGAAAGUGGAAAGGCUCAGAUGGAAUCAUUCCGGAUUGACAAUAAUGGAAUUCAGAAAAAAUCCCGCACAAAGUUCAUUGCCGGUGUUGGGAAAUCUCUUAGAUCGGCGAAGAACUUGACAUCAAAAACUGUGCAAACCCAAUUCGUUGCAUAUCCAGAACUUGCCCAACUGUUGCCCAUUUUCCCUGCGGAAAGACUGAAAAAACUUAUACUGAAUGGAUUGGACGGUCAAGAAUACAAACAGCUAAUUGAUUUGGACCAAUGGAAACAAGCUAGAAUAUUUCAUGGAUAUGCUGAGAAUUUAAUUAUUCCAAUUGAAAAAUUCUUUCACUUUGAGAGGUUUGAUGUUCAUCUCGCAAGAUUCACAGAAGCAGAUGCACUGAGGCUUCGUGCGAUGAUCGAUAGAUCUGCUCACUUUGGUUUUGCUGGAAUUUGCUGUAAUUAUAUGAACAACAGUGCACUGAAAAGAAUUUUCAAUGUUGAGCACGAAAACUUUUAUCAAACUCCAGACGAAAGAAGUUUCGAUGUGCAAUGUCGUCCUGGUGAGAUCUCCAUCACAAAAUUUGGCUACACUGUCGAAUAA